Messenger RNA from Zootoca vivipara (common lizard), 1066 nucleotides. RefSeq names its product protein BTG1. Gene Ontology annotation, biological process: negative regulation of cell population proliferation. Gene Ontology annotation, cellular component: cytoplasm; nucleus. NCBI's taxonomy places the organism in Eukaryota, Metazoa, Chordata, Lepidosauria, Squamata, Lacertidae. The record is from RefSeq and is a predicted model, not a curated record.
CUCCCGCUGAGUGUGGCGGCGGUGGGUGGGGGGGAAAAGGCCGCCUCUCGUCUGUGAGUCUCGAUCUGUUUACUCUUCGCGCAGCUGCGGCAGCGCUGAGUGGGUGGCGGCAGCAGCAGCAAGGGAGCGUCGGCGGCGCGGAUCGGCACCUCGCAACACCCCCUCCGCUUAUCUCCCUCAGCUCCUCCGCAGCCACGAAGCCAACCCCCCGCCCCAUCCCCCCUGCGCGCGCACAAACACACACACACAGUGUGGGGAAAGAUCAGGAUCGAGUGAGGCCGCGAGGGAACUGUGGAGGGCCAUGAAGACGGAGAUCUCCUCGGCUGCGGGCUUCAUCACCCGCCUCCUCCGGACGCCCGGCGGCAUCGGCGACGAGGAGCUACGCUGCUUCAGCGAGUCCCUCCAGGAGGCGCUGCGAGACCAUUAUAAGCACCACUGGUUCCCCCUGAUGCCUUCCAAAGGCUCAGGAUACCGCUGCAUUAGGAUCAAUCACAAGAUGGACCCCUUGAUAGGAAAGGCAGCGGGUAUGAUCGGACUAAGCCACGAGAGACUCUUCCAGCUCCUGCCCAGCGAAUUAACUCUUUGGAUCGACCCCUUUGAGGUGUCCUAUCGCAUCGGAGAAGAUGGGUCGAUCUGUGUCCUCUAUGAAGGCCCUCAGCCAGCAGUGAAGAAUGCCAAAGCUCUUGAGAGCAUGAGCAGCUGUAAAGAGGAGUGGAGAAUUGGCAGAGCCAGCCCUUCCAAAAACUACAACAUGAUGACAGUUUCCAGUUAAAAAAAUUAACAUUCCCUGUACAAUGAUGUAUGUAUGUAUCCCACUUUGAUAAUGAAGUUAGAUGAUGUAAUUGAUAUGUUGAUUUUCACCCCAUAGUCAUUAAAGUUGUAGUAGUACUGCCAAAUUCUUUGUUUUGUGGCCAAGGGCUAAUGUAUAAAAACAGUUCUUUAACUGUGUACUUUUUCUGGAUUGUAUACUGUAAAUGAAAUUGUACAGUCAAGAUGAUUGUUUUACAGAUUUAUAUUUUGGAAAAAAAUCCUUGGCUAUUUGUAAUAAAAAUGAAAUUAAUUUAAA